Messenger RNA from Kickxella alabastrina, 1685 nucleotides. Its product is annotated as Rad9-domain-containing protein. The record is from RefSeq and is a predicted model, not a curated record. Gene Ontology annotation, biological process: DNA replication checkpoint signaling; DNA repair; cellular response to ionizing radiation. Gene Ontology annotation, cellular component: checkpoint clamp complex. Lineage: Eukaryota; Fungi; Kickxellomycota; Kickxellomycetes; Kickxellales; Kickxellaceae. The transcript is spliced from 2 exons. Bases 48 to 1562 code for a protein of 504 amino acids.
AUUCCAAUUUGUUUUCUAUUCGUUAUUUUUCAUAUUUUGCAACAAAAAUGGAGGCCCAGAUUCCACCAGCUUCGCUCAAGCCACUCUACAGGGCACUCCAGUGUCUCUCGCGGAUCGGAGGUGAGAUCACACUCGAGGCGCACGCUGACCGGGUGCUGCUAACAAACACCAGCGCGUCGCACUCCGCCCACGCUACCAUCACUCUGCAUCAGCGCUUCUUCUCAGCUUACACGCCGCCAGCAUCCACACUCUACUGCCGGCUGCAGGCCAAGCUCCUCAUGGGUAUAUUCAAACCGCGCAAGCCCAACCCUGCCAGCAGCACCAGCGGCAGCAGCACCAGCGGCAGCAACUUUAGCGCUGGCGGCAGCGCAGGGUCGGUUACACCGCAUACGGUUGUGCGGUGCUUGCUGCGCAUCGAGCAGUCGGAGGCUGGCGGGCCAGCGUCCACGGGCGAAUGCCGGCUGGUCGUGCGCAUGGAGUUCCGCGAGGGAAUCUGCCGCACCCACCGGUUGUUCUAUGAGGCAUGCAGCGGGUUGGUGAUGGACUACAGCCAUGACGACUGCAAGAAUCGGUGGCGAGUGGGCGCUAAGGCUGCAGCCACGUGGAUUGGCCACUUUGCCCGUGGCUUGGAUGAAGUCUCAAUGCGCAUGACGCCGACGUCGGUUCUGGUGCGCAGUUGGGCCGAAGAUCACUAUGCGUCUGCGGCCAUUGGCCCUGUGGCUGCCGGGGUUCCUGACUUUGCGCGCUCCUUGCAUACCGAGCUGAGCAUUGAUCCGGAUGAUUUCGACCAGUACGUGGUGGGCGGCCCUGUGGAGCUCACCAUGGGGAUGCGCGAGUUUCGCGCUAUUCUAAUAUACGCUGAGGCUGUGGCGCUACCGCUAGAGGCGUUUUUCAACCACGGCGGCAGCCCGAUUUUCUUCAGGAUCGGCGCACAGGGACAGCGGGCGGCGCCCGAUAUGGUUGCGGACUUUAUCGUGGCCACUGUCGGCGAUAUCCUGACGACGGUUUCUAGCGCUUAUUUUGGCACCUUUACCACACAACAACAACAGCAGCAGCAGCAGCAGAGGCAUGUGGAGCAGCGCGUGAGCCAGCUGAGCGUCCAUGAUACAGCCACGCCAUUGCGCGCCAUCAUGGCGCAUCAUACAGAGGAAACCCCGGCGUCGCAUAAAUCGAGCUUCCACCAGGAUCGCAUCAGCGACAGCGGCAGUGGCAGUCGGCUGUGGCCUCCUCCGAGCGCCGCUGACUCACUUCUGCGCACACCCACGGACGCCAAUUGCGAGGAGCGGACCCCACGCGGUGUCGUAGCUACGACAGGGAGGGAGUAUCGGCUGCUGGACAUGCCGCGCCCUUUGGUUCCGCCUGGGGUGACGGAUUCGCAGGAGAUGAGCCAGUUGGAGAGUCUGGAUGGAAGCAUAUUGGGCGCACCGCCUGGGAUGGUCCAGACAAGGUUGCCGUUUGCUAAUGCAGGGCAGCGGAAUGAUGAGGCUGAAAGCGACGAUGACAAUGACGGAGAGAUCGAUGCUACACCACCACCAUCGUCUAAACGCAUUCAUAUUAUUUGACAUUUUUUAAAUAAAAAUAAAACUAAAACAUAAGAAAACAGAGAAGAUUCGAUAUUACCAUAUGUCCUUUCUGUAAAUAAAUGUCCUUCGAAUAAAGGCAAUUCCAGUUGCACAAAUAGAAAC